AAGUAAAUUCUCAUCUAUCUUCAAUUCGUUCUAUCAAAUCACUUGAAGAUAGCUAGCUUGGCUUAUUAUAUAUAGCUUUUUUCAUUCUUCACUAAAUAUAAUGGAGAUUGAAUCUUCCAAAACUGGGUUCAAGUACUCUUUGCCAAGGACAGUGAAGGACAAGGUGGUGGGCAUUGCCAAGAAUGCAACCAAGAUUGGAAAAGAUGACCCUAGGAAAGUUGUGCAUUGUGCAAAGGUGGGAUUAGCCCUCACACUCAACUCCUUGUUCUACUACUACAAACCCCUCUAUGAUGGGUUCGGACAGUCUGGAAUCUGGGCUGUCUUAACCGUGGUUGUUGUCUUUGAGUUCACCGUCGGUGGAACGCUUUCGAAGAGCGUGAACCGGGGGUGUGCAACACUUUUAGCUGUUUCGUUGGGGACGGGAGUGGUGUAUUUGGCUCAACUUUGUGGCCAUGAAGGCCAGCCCUUCUUUCUUGGCAUUGUGGUUUUCCUCUUUGCUGCACUGUCAACAUUCACAAGAUUUAUCCCGGGAAUAAAAAAGAAGUACGACUAUGGCGUUGUCAUAUUCAUCCUCACCUUCAGCAUGAUUACCGUCUCCGGCUACCGGGUGGAGGCGAUAGUGGAUAUGGCUUAUCAGCGGCUGGUCACGGUGGCCAUCGGCGGCUCCACCUGCAUUAUCAUUUCCCUUCUUAUUUGCCCGGCGUGGGCCGGAGAUGACCUCCGGGACCUCGUCGCCGGCAACAUUGAGAAGCUGGCGGUGUCUUUGGAAGGAUUUGGCAAUGCACAUUUUGGGUUGGGAGAAUGUGAUGAGGACAAAGGCGGCGGCAAGGCGGCGGCUGCGGCAGCGUUAGUUGUUGACUGUAAGAGUGUGCUUAGCUCCCAGGCCUCCGAGGAAUCUUUGGCAACAUUUGCAUGGUGGGAGAUCCGUCAUUGUGGCCUUACAUUUAAUCCUCCAUUGAAGCAGUACUUGAAGGUGGGACUUCUUGCUAGGGAAUGUGCUUCCCAUAUUCUCACACUCUCCAUCAUCUUCUCAUCAUUCUCUCACCCCCAGAAAGAAGAACAAAGAAUAGAGAUGGCGAGGAGAAUCAAAGAGCCAUGCAUGCUCGUAUGUUCCGAGUCAAGCAAGGCCCUCAGAGAGUUGUCAUCAACAAUCAAAACCAUGACACAUCCAUCGCCCGCCAUCGAAGCCCACCUCCACAACUCGAAAUCCGCCGUGGAUGAUCUCAUCGAGGCUGCGCUCCAAGCUUCCUCCUCCUCCUCCUCCUCCAUGGGAACGAACCUCCUCCUUCUUCACAUCGUCCCCGCUCUUACUGUCGCUUCUCUCCUCGCGGACCUCGGCGGUUGCAUCCACAAUCUUGCAAACUCCGUUGUCGAGCUCUCCGAGAAGGCACAUUUCAAGAAACACUCGCUUCAUCGUGGGACCGUGAAUCCGGUCCAAGAAGACGAGACGAUUGUUGUCGUGAUCCAAGGCGGCGGCGCGUCGCCCUCUCAAGACUCGCCGGAGACUGAAUCACCAAAUGUUGAAAACUUGGAUGUCCGAUAUGUGUAGGGAGAAAUCUCCUAACAAUUAAUAACUAGCUAGCCAUCAAUCAAGCAAGUGGGUGCAUGUAUAUAAAUUCUUAUUAGAGCAAGAAACUCUAGUAAAAUCUUUUAUUAAAUCAAAUAUUGUUUGAAUUGGGACUUAGAAUGUUUAAUGUAAUUUUUAAAAAAAACCUUGCUAUUUUUCAUGUAAAAUGAUUUGAAAAUAGUUUCAGUCAAACAUCGUAAAGCGCAAAGGAAAAAUAUACUACCUCCGUCCCGUGAAACAUGGGACAUUUGCUUUUUAGGAGGGAUUUAAGGGAGUGUAUUUUGGUAUUGAAUUUCCAAAAAUGUCCUUUGAUGUGAUGGGUAAAAGUAUGAUUUGAUGGGUAGAUUAUUAGUAAAAAGGUAUGAUGUGA
Cuscuta campestris is the source of this 1937-nucleotide messenger RNA. NCBI's taxonomy places the organism in Eukaryota, Viridiplantae, Streptophyta, Magnoliopsida, Solanales, Convolvulaceae. The record is from the annotation of a GenBank genome assembly.